Zea mays is the source of this 1834-nucleotide messenger RNA. Its product is annotated as Zn-dependent exopeptidase superfamily protein. The transcript is spliced from 11 exons. Gene Ontology annotation, molecular function: metallocarboxypeptidase activity; zinc ion binding. The record is from RefSeq and is marked predicted. Gene Ontology annotation, biological process: proteolysis. Lineage: Eukaryota; Viridiplantae; Streptophyta; Magnoliopsida; Poales; Poaceae. Bases 128 to 1417 code for a protein of 429 amino acids.
CUCUUGCCUCUGUCUUCUCAACGUAAAGACAGGCAGGGCGGGCACGAAGCGAAGGGACCAGCCAGCGAGCGGCUCGCCGGCGACGACCCUCUCCCCGCCCCACCCCGCCCACGGAAGCACGGAGAAGAUGUCCGCCGCAUACCCUCGUCUCCUCCUCUGUCUCCUGACCCUAGCCCUGGCUCUCGCAGGGGUCGCCGCGGGCAAGAUCUCGGCCCCCCGCACCCCGAUCUCGCGCGACAUCUACCACUCCAGUGACUCUCUUCUGCGUGAAAUCAAGGCUUUGGUUGCUCGGCAUUCCAGCAAAUUGAGUAUGGACACUAUCAAAACAAGCAACAAAGGCUAUUCUGCAGAGCUGUUUGUAGUUACAUUUAAUCAUGUGAAGGAGCGCAUGGAUAAUGGCUCAAAAGUUCAUAUCCUUCUGAGCUUUGGGCAGCAUGGCAGAGAACUUAUCACCUCCGAAGUUGCAUUACGUCUUCUCUAUGUUUUAACGGAGAAGCCCAAGAUCGCUGGUGUGGAUAUUUCAUCCUUUGAGAAACUGCUGGAGAACCUUGUGAUCAAAGUUGUGCCGAUGGAAAAUAUGAAUGGUCGCAAACGUGUCGAAGAAGGGGAGCUUUGUGAUAGGAGAAAUGGAAGAGGAGUUGAUCUCAACAGAAAUUGGAGUGUUGACUGGGGAAAGAAAGAAAAAGACUACGACCCAUACGAGGAGAAUCCUGGUAUUGCUCCUUUUAGCGAACCUGAGGCCCAGAUCAUGAGGGAAUUAUCAAGGUCGUUUAAACCUCAUAUUUGGGUGAACGUGCAUUCUGGAAUGGAGGCCUUAUUUAUGCCAUAUGAUCACAAGAAUACCACACCAAAUGGAGCAUCUGCACAUUCGAUGCGGUCAGUCUUAGAGAAUUUGAACCGUCGCCAUUUCCAAGAUAGCUGCCUAGUUGGGUCAGGUGGUGGAUCUGUUGGAUAUCUUGCACAUGGUACAACAACUGAUUACAUGUAUGACAUUGCAAAGGUGCCAAUGCCGUUCACCUUUGAGAUAUAUGGAGAUGAGAAAGCAUCUUCCGAUGACUGCUUCAAAAUGUUCAAUCCUGUUGACAAGAAAACAUUCGACAGAGUUGUUAACAAGUGGUGCAUGGCAUUUCUCAUUCUCUUCGAGGAAGGCCUGCGAAACCUGCGAGACGCGCAGAUAGUGUCGCAAGGCACGCUGGAAAACUGGGUCCCAAUUGGAGGAGACAUCGUCGAGAUAAAUGUGGAGCGGAAGAGCAGCAUCCGUGAGAGGAGGAAGCUGGAAGGCCUCGACCUUGGAAUGCAGGAGCUAAGGACAUAUUUCCGGCUAUUCUUGCUGUCAACAUUCCUGUUGAUGUUCAUGUUCUGCGCGCGGAUAUCAAAGAACAGAAACCGAGACUCAGGUAACUUGUUUGACCCUUGAAUGAAGUACCAAAGAGAGCAUCGGUGGGGGGGGGCCUCCUCCGAGCUGAACUUCGGGUGCAAAGAGCGAUCCCCUCAGAUCAGACGAACAAAGCGAUCUGAAACAUUCAGAGCUGGAAUACAGCUCUGCCUUCGCACCCUGGUAUUCGGAGCUGGACGUCCCGUAUACUUUGGACACGAAGGAUGGUGGCAGGCAGUGUCUGUUUAGGUUACAGCAGAGACGCCAGACGAUGUGGCUAACUGUUUAACAAAAUUGUAGCUGUAAAAAUCGCCCAUGUCAGUUUUUUUUUGGUGAUGCAUAGGUUUUACUACUACAUUUUGAUGGAAGGUUGUUAGUGCACCCAACACUUGGUACGGUGCCAUCAGUUGAUGUAACAUCUCACUGAUCGAGCGGUUUAUGUGGAAUUGUGUUGGCUCG